This is a messenger RNA of Linum trigynum, 2454 nucleotides long. The record is from the annotation of a GenBank genome assembly. Lineage: Eukaryota; Viridiplantae; Streptophyta; Magnoliopsida; Malpighiales; Linaceae.
CUGGCUGAGUCGCGGAUUAGGUCGCUCUCUUUAAGACGUUCGCGGCACUGCCUUCGUUGCGCACGGCAGACUAUCAGCCGGUCGCCUCCAGGAUAAAACAGCCACUCUAAAUUUGUUGCUCAUCGGUUUUGUGCGAAAACCGGAGCUCUAUGAACUCACUCUCUAUCUCGUAUUUCUGCUCUCUGAGGUAUGUUUAGAGGGUCUGGGGCGUCUCCUAUUUAUAGGAGCAGAAAACCCAGAAUAUUCCCUCUUUCUUUGGGAAUAAGUCACAUUUUAAUUAGGGAGAUAAUUACUCCCAUAAUUAAAAUAUAUUAUAUUAAGAUAAUUAAUUCUAAUUAUCUCCAUAAUAUUCUUUUUAUUAAUUAUCCUUUCUAUUUUCGUAUAUAGAAAAAUACUGGAUAAUUAAUUCAAUAUAACUUUCAAAACUAUUCAUUCCCAACAAUGUCUCACUUUUUUUAUUAAAAUCUCACUUCUACCAUACACGCUAUAAUAUUUUUACACCAUCUUUUUACGAUUAGACGCGUAUAAUUUAAAUGUUUCAUAGAUUCUUUCCACCUUACAAUAUUUUUCAAAAUUAAAAAAUAACAUAGUUUCAGAUGGUUCAAUCAGAUUGGCUAGCCUUUCUCAAACUCUUUUGUCCUUGCCUACCAGAGAGAUCCUUUUGUCUUUGACAAUUGACGUGGGACAAAAAAAACCUCAACGGAAAAGCAAAUGGCAGAAAAGAAAAAGAAACAGAAAAAAAGAAAGUGAUGGGUGUACUGUAGUGUUUGUUGGUGGGCUCAGAGGGAGAGAACUGAGGACCUGAAAUAUAGGUAAAGCCAUUUUAUAGCUGGCAAGCAGCUGUCUUUCUUUCUUCCUUCUUCCUCCAUAGCCCCAAGGCCCUUCCUUUCCUGCCUCCCACUCCUCUUCCUUCUUCCUUUCCCUCUUCUUCCCCUCUCUCUCUUUCUCUCUCUCUCAAAGCUGGUUGCUUUGAGGAAGGAAGGAAGGAAGGAAGGAAAGGGAACUCACAUUUCUCUAUACUGCUGUGUGUAUGCUCCUGCACAAUUGAGAAUUAGGGUUUUCAUAAAACAAAAAGGAUGAGUGCUUCUAGGUUCAUCAAGUGUGUGACUGUUGGCGAUGGCGCUGUGGGGAAAACUUGUAUGCUCAUCUCCUAUACCAGCAACACUUUCCCUACUGAUUACGUGCCAACGGUGUUUGACAACUUCAGUGCAAAUGUUGUGGUGGAUGGAAGCACGGUCAAUCUGGGCUUGUGGGACACUGCUGGCCAGGAAGAUUACAAUAGACUGAGACCUUUGAGUUAUCGAGGGGCGGAUGUUUUCCUGCUUGCUUUUUCUCUCAUCAGCAAGGCAAGCUAUGAAAAUGUGGCGAAGAAAUGGAUUCCUGAGUUGAGGCACUAUGCGCCUGGUGUUCCAAUCAUCCUUGUCGGGACUAAGCUCGAUUUAAGAGAGGACAAGCAAUUCCUUAUGGAUCAUCCUGGUGCAGUACCUAUUACAACUGCUCAGGGAGAAGAGCUGAGAAAGCUAAUUGGAGCUCCUAUGUAUAUUGAAUGCAGUUCAAAAACACAGCAGAAUGUGAAGGCUGUGUUUGAUGCGGCAAUCAAGGUGGUUCUCCAGCCACCGAAGCAGAAAAGGAGAAAGAAGAGAAAGUCCCAGAAGGGUUGCUCCAUCUUGUGAUCUGGUAAAAGAAUGGACUCUGGUGGACUAUCAUGACCGAGUUAGGCAUAUUGAUUCAAAAAUCUAGUCUCUUGCCAUCUCUCACUUCCUAUCCCACCUUUGAGAAAGCCAACGACGCUGAAUGGGUAUUUGUAGCUGCAAAAGAACUGACAGAACUAGGGGGAGUCAGAGUCACCAACAGUAUUUAAUCAAUAUCAAGUUCAUGUGUGUUAUCGUCUGUUGCAUUCUAUUGGAUUUGUAUGUUCUGAUUGUAUAUGAGAGGUUUAAUGAUAACGAUUCACUUCUGUAUUUUUCUUCCAUGACGUGGCGCCGCUGCACAUCAUUGUAUUAUGAUCAGUUAUCCCUGGAAUCUUAGUCAAAGCCAGUGUGGCUCUUUUACAUCUUGAAGACUGUUGAUUUGCAUUGUUUUGUGAAGAAGAAAUGGUCAUGGAGUUGUCUUUCUAAAGAGGUAGAGAAGGAAUGUUUGGUGGCCUACCAAAGUUAUAAUCUUGUCAAGAAUAUCUUCCAUUCUUAUCAGGGACAAAGAAAGAUAUGAUGUGAAUCGAAUUAUGUGGAUCAUAUUAGAGCCAUCGGUUUUCAGGCCAAGUUCAUUGGUUUGCUGUAUUUGCAGGAUUCUCGCAAUUGGCCUACCGUUUGUGCUUAUUAUGUCCGAUAUGAAUAUCUUUAUCUCGUUAGUUGCUGCUGUAGCAUCAGUCCAUUAGUGGAAAAGGUGACUGAAUUCAGACCUUUGGAAAACAACGUAUUGUUCUUAAUUGAGCUGAAAUGAAAAGGGUAUGAGUUC